UUAAGAAACCAAUAUAAACAAUUCCUAGACCACGGAACAUCGCAGACGUUAAAUCAGGGCCGUCCCGUGGCAUAGGCAGAGUAGGCAAAUGCUAAGGGCGCUGUGCUGUUCAUCCAGGGGCACCCAGAUGAGUGAAGAUGAUUAUAGAUUUUUACUUUUACUAUUUUAAAAUUUUUUACUAAUACAAUUUAAUACUAUUAAUUUGAAAUAUUACAAAUACGCAAAAGGCCCCAGAACAACAUAACUACAGCUUAUUAGGCCAUAUUUUCUGUGUUGCCUACAGCUUCACCCUGGCUUCAAUCCCUCCACCCCAACCCCAUCAGUUAGACUUAUCUGAUUGUGGAGGAUGAGUGAGUUCAGUUAUCUAGUAGUGAGUGAUACUGAACAUGAAACAAUAUAAAUUAGCAUCAGUAGCCUACUUCAAACAAUGGUGCCCAGGGAAGAAAAAGAAGAGGAGAAAAAACGGGAUAGGGACAGAGAUGCACUUUUGAAAUACUUGAAUCCCACCCCUGCACCUCCUGGACAAUCUGCAGACACCUCCUCUACACAGCCCAGUGAUGCUCCUGGCCCCUGUACCUCAACACAGCCCAGCGAUGCUCCUGUCCCCUCUACCGCAACACUGCCCAGUGAUGCUCCUGGCACCCCUACUUCAACACCGCCCAGUGAUGCAGCAUCAUACCCUCCUGUCCCCUCUACCUCAACACAGCCCAGCGAUGCUCCUGUCCCCUCUACCUCAACACAGCCCAGUGAUGCUCCUAGCACCUCUACCUCAACACAGCCCACCGAUGCUCCUGUCACCUCUACCUCAACACAGCCCAGCGAUGCUCCUGUCCCCUCUACCUCAACACAGCCCAGCGAUGCUCCUGUCCUCUCUACCUCAACACAGCCCAGCGAUGCAGCAUAAGGCAUCUA
Esox lucius (northern pike) is the source of this 912-nucleotide messenger RNA. Its product is annotated as flocculation protein FLO11-like. The coding region runs from base 428 to 904 and encodes 158 amino acids. The transcript has 3 exons. NCBI's taxonomy places the organism in Eukaryota, Metazoa, Chordata, Actinopteri, Esociformes, Esocidae. The record is from RefSeq and is a predicted model, not a curated record.